Lachnellula hyalina is the source of this 1527-nucleotide messenger RNA. RefSeq names its product Alpha-1,2-mannosyltransferase (gene MNN23). The record is from RefSeq and is a predicted model, not a curated record. Gene Ontology annotation, molecular function: alpha-1,2-mannosyltransferase activity. The transcript has a single exon. Bases 1 to 1527 code for a protein of 508 amino acids. Gene Ontology annotation, biological process: mannan biosynthetic process. NCBI's taxonomy places the organism in Eukaryota, Fungi, Ascomycota, Leotiomycetes, Helotiales, Lachnaceae. Gene Ontology annotation, cellular component: Golgi apparatus.
AUGACUGCGUUUGCUCACUCACGGCGUAUAUUCCUUACCUCACGUCGUAUACCGUUCUUUACCCCCCUCAUCCUACUUUUAACUUUGGCUCUCGUGUUCCAAUACUACAUCCCGGCAGACACGGAUUCCUUUAUACCCUCUUUCAGCACAUCCCAAACAGUUUUAACUUCACAGCCAGCAUCAACAUUCGAAUCCGACGGCGGUUUCUGGCCCUCCUUUGCGCCGCUCUUGGCAGCAGCAGCACCGCGAGUGCAACCCCCAGAAGUCACCGGAGAGGUAUUCACGCGCCUCCGGGGGGUUCCAGGAGAGGACUAUGAGCGCCAGGGCAAUGUUCUGCAAUGGGGCGAAUCGGAUAUUGCUUCUAUGAAAGGCGCACACGAAUGGUUUUUAACUCAGAUGCAGUUCAGCCCCCCAACAUUACCAUACACAUCGGAUACCAAGGGGAUAGUGACGUCCGGAGGAGGGAAGUACUUCCCUGUCUUGCUUGUUAGCUUGCGGAUGCUGCGACGCACGGGUUCUACGUUGCCUGUGGAGAUAUUCCUAAAGAACAAGGAAGAAUACGAGGAGUUGGCCUGCGAAGUGCUGUUCAAGGAAUUAGGCGCCAAAUGUGUUAUAUUGAGUGAGCUUGUUGCAACAUCCAAGAUAGUGUUCAAUUUCGAACAUUACCAGCUCAAAAGCUUUGCUCUGCUCUUCUCUUCGUUCGAAGAAAUCCUGUUUCUGGAUGCGGACAACUUCCCCGUUUAUAAGCCCGAGGAUCUUUUCGAGGCAGAAGUGUAUAGAGAGAGGGGCAUGGCGCUCUGGCCUGACUACUGGCUAUGCACCUCAUCGCCAUUCUUCAACCAGAUAACCGGGCUGGCCGAAAAUGCCCUGCAAGAUCGACCUACGAUCGAGGCUGGGCAGUUGCUUGUCGAUAAGAAAAAGCACGCCGAUACAUUAGCGCUCGCAGCGUAUUAUAAUGCGUAUGGCGAUAAGUAUUUCUAUCGGCUGCUGUCCCAGGGUGGUGCUGGAGAAGGAGACAAGGAGACCUUCGCUGCAGCUGCCUUGGUCCUCAACAACGCCUUCUACACUGUCUCCGAGAGACCUAGCCCGUUUGGCGGAGCCGGUCAAGGGCCACCGGUUCUUCAAAGCAACCUUGCGGAAGACUGGACUGUUAGCCUUGAAAACCCUAACCGAGAUGAGAAAGCACCUCCUGCAACUCCCUUCUUUGUCCAUGCAUCUUGGCCCCCGAAGUUGAAUCCUAAAUACAUCCAACGGACUGAGAGGGUGUGGGGCCCCGGAGUAGAGAGCGAGAAGACGUUUGGCGAGGAUUUGGAGAUGACUGUUUGGAGUAUUAUGGUUGAUAUGGCUUGUGAAGACAAGGUGCAGUUUGCGGAUUGGGGAGAUAAAGAGACUGGGGGGGUCGAGGAGGGUGUUAGCAUUUGUGACCAGAUGCUGAAGAGUUUUGAUGAUAUGUUCUCGCCAAAGAUUGAGGAGGUUCAGGUUGAAGAGAGGGACCGAGGAGAAGAUAAUGAUAGGCAGCAGCAAUAG